This is a messenger RNA of Sclerotinia trifoliorum, 3483 nucleotides long. NCBI's taxonomy places the organism in Eukaryota, Fungi, Ascomycota, Leotiomycetes, Helotiales, Sclerotiniaceae. The record is from the annotation of a GenBank genome assembly.
AUAAAAGAACUUGGGAUCUAUUUGUGCUGACGAUUCCAACUUCUCUUACCUAAUAUCAUAUGAUAUAUAUGUCUUUCGCUGACUCAACAUUUUCAAAGUUUGAGUGUCUAAAUUAGUACUUCCUUAUAUAUCACUCUUUUUAUCUUUCCUGAUCUUUUUGUUUCUUUCUACCCACACUAUUCCAGGACUUUCCUCAUUCCGCUGCCCACUACUCGACCGACUAUCACAUUCUUUCGCGGUCUUUCCGGACUUGUGCUUUGUUCCGAUAGCUUCCGACCCACGAAGCAUUCACCUUCACCACCUGUGAUUGACCAACCAACCGUGCGCGCGGCGUUGUCCUUCCUUCCCUUAGAAAGCAAGAGAACAAUUCUAAGAAGACUCGGGUCAGUUUGUGAUUGAUCGUCAUCAAGGAUCCAAAAAGUUUACCGUAGUCUUCAACAUCCAUUUUGUACAUGUGUACAUAAUAAUUUAUAUCUGUCGAUAAACAAAUUUAUUUUCUCAGCACAGUCAGCCAACUGCAAAUUCAUUCCCAACUGACUUAAGUGUCAACUUUCUUUUCGCUCUUGCCUGAGCAUAAGUUCACGCAUAACCCCACCACCGUUUCUGUGGUCGAUUCAUCCAUCAGUUUCCCUCAACAAUCGCUAGAUUCCCAAUUUCAGGAUGGGUGGAAAACUCGACGUCUUGGACAUCGUCGUCCUUGGAGUCUUAGCUUUAGGGACGAUAGCAUAUUUUACAAAGGGAAAAUACUGGGGUAUUGUGAAGGAUCCCUAUGCUAGUAGUUAUGCCACCGUCAAUGGAAACAAACCCGCAAAGACAAGGAAUAUUGUCGAGAAGAUGGACGAGUCAAACAAGAACUGCGUCGUCUUCUACGGUUCGCAGACUGGUACGGCAGAGGAUUAUGCUUCUAGAUUGGCAAAGGAAGGCAAGAGUCGUUUUGGCUUGGAGACCAUGGUAGCAGAUUUGGAAGACUACGAUUUUGAUAACCUUGAUACCUUUGGAGACGACAAAGUCGCCAUCUUCGUACUGGCUACAUAUGGUGAAGGUGAACCAACCGACAACGCAGUUGAUUUCUAUGAAUUCUUGAUGAACGACGAUGUUGAAUUCUCCAGUGGUGAGAAAUCGCUCGAAAACCUCAAGUUUGUCGCAUUUGGUCUCGGAAACAACACCUAUGAACACUACAACUCAAUGGUCAGAAACGUCACAAAGGUAUUUGAGAAGCUCGGAGCAACAAGAAUCGGCGAAGCUGGUGAAGGAGAUGAUGGUGCUGGUACUAUGGAAGAAGACUUUUUGUCCUGGAAGGAGCCGAUGUGGACUGCAUUGGCUGAAAAGAUGGGACUACAGGAGCGUGAAGCUGUCUAUGAACCGGUUUUUGCUAUUACGGAGAGGGAUGAAUUAACAAAGGAUUCUCCACAGGUAUAUCUCGGCGAGCCAAACAAAAUGCAUCUCGAGGGCACAUCAAAGGGUCCCUACAACGCUCACAACCCAUACAUUGCACCUAUCGCUGAGUCCAAGGAACUUUUCACGGUCAAAGACCGAAACUGCUUGCACUUAGAAGUCGAUAUCAGUGGAUCUAACCUCAGCUAUCAAACUGGAGACCACGUUGCAAUUUGGCCAACAAAUGCCGGAAGGGAGGUGGACCGAUUCGUCGAUGUUACUGGACUUUCUUCCAAGAAAGAUUCUGUCAUUGCCGUCAAACCGUUGGAAUCAACUUCAAAGGUUCCAUUCCCCUCGCCUACCACAUACGAUGCUAUAAUCAGAUAUCACAUGGAGAUUUGCGCACCUGUAUCACGUCAAUUCGUUGCCACUUUGUCCGCCUUUUCCCCAAAUGACGCCAUCAAGGCCGAAAUGGAGAAGCUUGGUGGUGAUAAGGAUUACUUUUAUCAAAAGAUCACUAAAAACUAUUUGAACAUCGCACAGGUUUUACAAGAAGUUGGUGGCCAAGAAAAGUGGACCAAAAUUCCAUUUUCCGUGUUCAUUGAAGGUUUAGGCAAGAUUCAGCCUCGUUACUACUCUAUUUCGUCUUCAUCGCUUGUUCAACAGAAGAAGAUUUCUAUCACAGCGGUUGUUGAGUCAAUUGAUAUUCCUGGAAGAACCGAUGCUUUGAAAGGUGUUACCACAAAUUACCUCCUUGCAUUGAAGCAGAAGCAACAUGGCGAAGAAAACCCCGACCCUCACGGCCUCACAUAUGAAAUCACUGGACCACGCAACAAGUAUGAUGGCAUCCACGUUCCGGUCCACGUACGACACUCCAACUUCAAGCUUCCAUCGGAUCCAUCCAAGCCUAUCAUCAUGAUCGGUCCCGGUACUGGUGUUGCACCUUUCCGAGCAUUCGUUCAGGAAAGAGCUGCACAAGCAAAGGCUGGCGAGAACGUUGGACGAACAAUCUUAUUCUUUGGAUGUAGAAAAUCUACAGAAGACUUUAUGUACAAGGAAGAAUGGAAGGUAAACUAUCUUUUACGUCGAGGGAGAGAUUAAAGAACAAUUUAGCUUACACAUAACCAGGAAUACGAAGAGGCCCUUGGCGACAAGUUCUCACUCAUCACUGCAUUCUCUCGUGAAGGAAAUGAGAAGGUCUAUGUUCAACACCGCCUCAAGGAACAUGCUAAAGAAAUCAACGAUCUCCUCAUGCAAAAAGCGUACUUCUACGUUUGCGGUGAUGCCGCAAACAUGGCUAGAGAAGUCAAUACUGUUCUUGGUAAAAUCAUAUCAGAGCAGCGCGACAUCCCAGAAUCAAAGGCCGAAGAUAUUGUCAAGAGUAUGAGAUCUGCCAAUCAAUACCAGGUAUGUUAUUUCUUGAUGGAUUUCUUCGUUUCGCGUUCGUAUUCGUAUUGUUUGUUUCUUUGAGUCAUCAACCCGCCCACAUUUUUGUUCGGCUAGUGGUGCAACAAACAUUAAUUCCCAGAGUGGGGUAAAUCCAAGUCUUGAGGAGGGGUCAGCCUUUAAAGGAACCCUCAUCAAUUCCAUCAUCGUUUUUGCACUUCACAUCUUUCUUGUACAAACACAAACUAACACAUAAUUCUAGGAGGAUGUAUGGUCAUAGAUGCAAUAUAUCCCAUUCUUACAUACACCCACCCACAUCUUAAAAUUCCAUUUCAUCUUUCAUAUUAUAGACGGCCAUCAACCGGCCAACCUCCUACAUCCUUUCUUUUCCAACGAAUCCCUCCACUCUUCUUCGGUAAUCAUCAUAUCUGAUAGCCGUCUUCGAAGUAAGAAUCUUUUCGAGGGCACUUGUUUGUUUGCCUGUUUGCUGCCUCAUGCAUAAAAAGCGAUCCAAGGAUACAAGCAUUACUCGAGACUCGAGCCUAUACCAAACAUUAUUUCUUUUUUCUCUGCAACAUCAUCAAGCAUAGCAUUUGCAAUGGGUGGAUCUAGACGGACUUUGGAUGGGGUUAAACUUUUUUUUUAAGAGACAAAUAACUUGUUUUUACUCAACAUUUUCUUCGUUUGUCCGGUAUAAAAAAUUGGAUUUGGAUCUUGUUGUUA